ACGAUGCCCCUUCGAACCCAGAGCCGCCAGCCCCACGCAGAGGACGCAGCCGCAGGCAACCACCUCCACAACCACUGCCAUCUUUAGAGCAGGCUCCGACGACACGUAUGUAUUCUUAAGCAUUGCUCUUCUUACGCUUCGAUUUUCUCCUACAGCCGCACCAGGACCAGAACAGCCUUUACCAGUGCACCAUCCACCGCUACCACCAGGGUCGACUCCCCGUACAGACAAUCAUGGUGCUCCGCCUACGGGAAAUAACAAUGCAGCACCUGUCUUGCGUCGAGCAUCCCCGAAUAAUCCCAUUCAGGCAGUGCGUGUCCGUGUACACUUCGAAGAUAAUUCUGAUGAUGAAGGUGAAUAUUUCGACGUCUCUGGGAUACCACCUGAAAGUCCCCCCUCGACACCCCCCUCGACACCAACACCGGCACCUCGCUCUCAUUCAAGGAACACUGCACCACGCGCUACUCCUGGUACACCAAGAUCCGCCACACCUCGCCGACGGUCAGGUAUUGAGUGCCCAGCAUCAACACCCCGCCAAACAUUUUUUGGGCGACGUCCUAGCAGGCGAACGGGUUCAAAAGGGGGGCGUCGAGCAGAGGAUAUUUGGACAUUCUUUGAAACUAAGGAUGAUCAUCAUUGUUGUCGGUUUUGCUUACGUCAGAAGGAAGCAGGGAAGUCUGUCCCAUUCCACGAGUAUGCUGGAAAAGGUACAGAUUCUCUUCGCAGCCAUCUCAUCAGUCAUCACCGUGAUGCAUGGAUCGCGGCGUGUGAUGAACUCAAAAUCAAGAUUUCAGCGAAGAAUGCCAGAGAAGCAGUGUGGGCGUAUCGCGAGAAGAAUCCUGGCACAGGCGUCCCAGAGGAUACGUCAACGACAGAUCCUAGUCGUAAUCGAGAGUUUUCUCGGGAGUCAUUCAUUGAUGCAAUAAUGACUUUCGUAGUUGGAGACGACCAGUCACUGAACGUUAUAGAGAAUCGUCAUUUUCGUGAUCUUAUUUUGCUCUUAAGGUAUCCUAAUAAUUCAAUCUGAUGUUUUUUUGGUAUGAAUA
This is a messenger RNA of Desarmillaria tabescens, 1046 nucleotides long. RefSeq lists its product as uncharacterized. Lineage: Eukaryota; Fungi; Basidiomycota; Agaricomycetes; Agaricales; Physalacriaceae. The transcript is spliced from 4 exons. Bases 234 to 926 code for a protein of 230 amino acids. The record is from RefSeq and is a predicted model, not a curated record.